GUUGGUUCUUUUUCUGCACACCUGCUGCUGUUGCUGCUCGGGCAUGGCCAGGGUCGACAACUCUCGGCGAGUUUCAGCAGUUUAGGACAGGUGGAAAACGGGCGGAUCGACGGCCUGCAGAACGUGCAUGGAUUGCCUGCUUGCCGCCCUGUGGUUGGCUGAAAAGUGCGCUGGCGCGUCGGGGGUUUUUCUUGAAUCUGGCUUGGAUGACGAAAUUGCACAGUGGCAGACAUAAACACGCCGGGAGUCCUAAAGCCCGGACAGUGCACAAACCCUAUGCUGUGCACGCCUUCGUCGACCGCACUCCGAUGAUACCGCAACAGAGGCCUUCCAGGGCAUCCCGGCUGCUGGCUGGUUGAUAUCCGGUUUCCUGGAGAGAAUCAGGGAUCGGCGCAGCUUUUGCCUCUAGUUAUUCUACCGCAAAUCUAUCUGCAUCAAUGUCUCGACCACAGCGACCCAGCGACCUCUCCCACUGUGAGCAGCAGAGGCGGCUCAGAAUGCUUAGCAAGCAGGCACAUUUACUUGACAACCGGCUUGGACGGUGCUGCUCAGGGCCAGAUACACCCACAGUAGUCUCAUUCAUUCCUGUCAUCGGCGGAAUCACAACCAGCAUGGAUGCCAACGACUUCUUAGAUGAGAUCAUGUCCCAGUUUGUCAUUCCCACCUAUAUGCGUGAGGAGAUGAAGCGAAAUAUCAGCAAGCACCUUAUCAUGUCACUGGUUCCGGUUUACGGCUGGAUUGCGCGCAGCAUCUUCAAAGUCAACCGCCGCAAUUACAAGCUGCUGCGCAAUUACAUAAAGGAGUCGAAGCCCUGACCAGCCGAAAAACCGUCUAUUUUCAGCCCGCGCAUGUCCGUAGCCAUGUAAAAUUUCUGCUGGUAUUAAAAUACACACA
Molecule: messenger RNA, 894 nt
Organism: Linderina pennispora
Lineage: Eukaryota; Fungi; Kickxellomycota; Kickxellomycetes; Kickxellales; Kickxellaceae
Exons: 1
Coding region: 438-815 (125 amino acids)
Source: RefSeq, a predicted model, not a curated record